CUGUAAUAGAUUUAAAUAAAAAUUAGAUUUAAUAAAAAUGCCUUCUAAAAAAAAGAAAUAUAAUUCAAGAUUCCCACCGGCUCGCAUCAAAAAAAUAAUGCAAACAGAUGAAGAAAUAGGGAAAGUUGCAGCUGCAGUACCAGUUCUUAUAUCUAAAUGCUUGGAAAUGUUCCUAGCUUCCUUACUGGCGAAGGCAGGUGAAGUCACAAAAUCAAAACGAGCAAAAACAAUGUCAAGGUCUCACUUAAAACAAUGCAUCAUGUCAGAAACAAUGUUCGAUUUUUUGAAAGAUCAUGUAGCCAAUAUACCUGAUGUACAAAAUGAAGAUGAAGCUUCCGGGAGUAUGGGUCUUUCCAUGGAAAGAGAACCAGCGAAGAAAGUGGUUCGGAAAAGGAGUUCUUCUAAAGUUAAGAAAACGCCAAAGAAGCGACUAAAGCUAGGACAUUCAAAUAAUUAUAGCGAAGACGAGACUGAUUCUGGUAAUGAUGCAAGUGAGAACGAGUCCGGAAACGAAGAAAGUGAUGCACAAUUGUCAUCUUCAUUUUCAUCACCUGGUCUGCUGAGUCCGUCAAUUCAAAGUAAAUUAGAAAUGCAAAGCACUUCUUCACUACACAAUCAAUUUGAAGCUGAUCAGGCGACAACUGGACCUGAACGCAAACCAUCUAUUCACAUCCCACUUGAUGUAUUGUUGUCUAGUGAUGCUUUACCUUCUACGGUGAAUGUCAACCAACCUGUAAAAAUUGAAGCCUCGUCUGAUACAAAUAAAGAACCGAGUGACAAUAAAAAAUUCACUGAUCUUGAAAAUAACGAAACAGCAGACAAAUCAGCACAAUCAAUGGAUACAUCAUUACCACAAGAAAACAAUAGGCAUGAAAAACAACACGAUUCUUCUGUCAGACAAGGGGUUAUUGUCGCAAACACAGCAGUAUAUUCACAGUCUACUUCAGCUGUAGGCAGUGCUAAUAUUCGAGAGACGCAAUGUGCAAAUCAGAAGCCAAUACAAGCGAGUUCUAAUGAAGUAAAAAGUUUAGAGGAAAGUGAGUCAAAUACAAGCACAGGCAGAAACGAACAAAACAUAGACGAUUUUGGCGAUUCUAACAAGCCUUCUCAAGACAAUGUUCCUCCAGUGAUUCCAAAACCGGGUGGCAUGUUAUCUUUUCUUUACAGUUCCGCACCUAUGCCUCUACCACAAUUACCGGCUACGACCACUGUUUCGAAGGGACCGUCUUUGACGCCCCAAGUCAAAUAUGCAUACUCCCCACUUACGCAACACAGAUUGCCAGAACCUUCUGCUGGCCUAAGACAACCUCUUUUGUAUCCUGAUACUCGUCCACCUCUAAAUAACCAGCUGAGCCUGGAAAAAACACAGCACGGUGCGGCAGCGCUAAUAAAACAAGAACUUUCAUCUGGGCCCCCAGAUUUUCAACGUGCACCUAAUCCUUAUACUUACCCAUAUGUUCCGUAUAAUCCAACCACAACGCAGAGACAUUACUUAGGAUAUACGCAAUCCAUCCUGACGCCACCGAGCCACCAUUUAGGCAUAAAUUCACACUUAGCAGCUCAUCCUAGCUUGCAUCAAGCAAAGCCUAAUUCUAGAGCAAAAAGUGAUGAUGAUGAUUACGAUGCUUAGGUUAUUUUACGAAAAACAUGAAGUCGAUCAGUGGCAUGAGUUCCAGAUGCAUACUGUAUUACUAAUUUCUAUCCCGUUUGUGAACUAUUUUAUUCAGAUAUUCUAUUUCUACAUUGGAAAGGAUUGUUUUACUAGGGGAAGGGGGAUUAAAGCUGAUGAACAUGCAUAAUUAUAAGGUGAACCACUGCCUCUGGUUUGGUUGUGUCUGAGGUGAUGUAUGGGAAUAGGUAACCAGAUCAACGAAUAGAUAUUUGCAUUGUUCAUAGAGUGGCUCUUAGAGUUGUACUGUGACCAUCCACUCCAGUAAUUCAUUCUUGUAAAAUAUCCAUUUUGAAGGAUAUGAACUUACGGCUUCAGGCAAUCAAGAUAAUAUGUUCAUCAUGGUUAUUAUAUGAGCAUAUGCUGAUCCAAUGUUUAUUGGAGCUAACUAUGAUGUUACAAUCUUUUAUAAAAACAUAAUUCGUUGUAAUUCUGGCAUCAAUUUUCUUUGAUUACUCAAAUCUAAUGUUCAAUAAAUAUUCCAUUUCUUUUUAUGAUAAUUCUACUGCUGUACGACUAAUUUUCUGAUUUGAAGUACACAGUAAAUGAAAUUCAACCUAUCAGAUAUUUUUUGUCUGUUUCUUUGUGACUGAAAAACAGUUUUGGCAACUAAUAUUACAGUUCCUAUUAUUAUUGUUGAAUGAAAUAUUAUACACCAUAGUUUUUACUAGUGUGCAAAUCUCAUUGAAGAAUCGUAGUUAAUAUCAAAAAAAAAUUUUGUCUAGUGA
This is a messenger RNA of Styela clava, 2397 nucleotides long. RefSeq lists its product as uncharacterized. Gene Ontology annotation, cellular component: negative cofactor 2 complex; nucleus. Gene Ontology annotation, biological process: transcription by RNA polymerase II. Gene Ontology annotation, molecular function: core promoter sequence-specific DNA binding; RNA polymerase II general transcription initiation factor activity; protein heterodimerization activity. The record is from RefSeq and is a predicted model, not a curated record. Lineage: Eukaryota; Metazoa; Chordata; Ascidiacea; Stolidobranchia; Styelidae.